CAGGGCCGGCACUGCUUCCUCUUUCUGCUUCUCUGUUUCCUAACGACGUCAGCAUAAAUAGGAAGCCUGAGAGGCUCACUGGCUGCCGCCUGGAGACUCCAACAGAAAGUCCUUCUGUCCCGGCACAGAGAGGCCUAGAGAAGGCAGAGACCUGGAGAGAGGAUUUCCAAGAGCUGAUGACAUGGGCCUGGUCGGGCCCCCAGCUGGGGAGGAACACAAGAUUCCAGGACAGUGAGGAGCCCCAGACCCUGCCCAGACCUGGACCCACCGGAGCCGACCACCUGCUGCUCCAGAGCCGACUCUAGAGAUGGCGCUGGCCCGGGGACCGCUCGCCUUCACCCUGCUGGUGCUCUGCUGGGGGCCCGGCAUGGCCGGGGCCCAAGGGACCUUCCCGCUGCAGACCCUGCGCUGCUAUAACGACUACACCAGCCGCAUCGUCUGCAGGUGGGCAGACACCCAGGAUGCCCAGCGGCUGGUCAAUGUGAUCCUCCACCGCAGGCUGAAAGGGGAGCUUCCACAGCCUGUGUCCUGCAAUCUCAGUGAUGGCACGCCCUGGUUAGACGGCCCUUGUCCCCGCUGUGUGUCCAGAAGAUGUGUCAUUCCCUACCAAAAUUUUGUCAUUGCUGACUAUGACUACUUCUCAUUCCGACCAGACCGGCCUCUGAGUGCCCAGCUCACCGUUACUCUGAGCCAGCAUGUGCAGCCCCCCGCACCCAAGGACCUCAACAUCAGUGCCGCCGGGGACCGCUUCCUGCUGUCCUGGAGUGUGGCCCACGGGGUUUCUCCGAGCCACUGGCUGUCCAGCCUGGAGUUUGAGGUGGUCUACAGGCGGCUUCAGGACCCCUGGGAGGAUGCGUCCACCAUCUACUCCAACUCCUCCUGGGCCAUCCUGGGGCCAGAGCACCUCAUCCCUAGCAGCACCUACGAGGCCCGAGUGCGCACCAGGCUGGCCCCGGGCUCGGGGCUCUCGGGUCGGCCCAGCCAGUGGAGCCCAGUGGUUCAAUGGGCCUCCCAGCCAGGGGAUGAGGCCCAGCCCCAGAACCUCCAGUGCUUCUUUGAUGGGGCUGCCCUGCUCAGCUGCUCCUGGGAAGUGAGGUCCGAGGUGACCAGCUCAGUCUCCUUCACCCUCUUCUACCAGGCCAGCCCCAGUGCACGGGAGGAAGAAUGUUCCCCAGUGCAGACAGAGGAGACCAGCAGCCCCUACAUCCGACACCGAUGCCAGAUUCCUGUGCCCGACCCCAGGAACUACAGCCAGUACAUCGUCUCUGUUCGACCAAAGGAGGAAGAGAAGCUUAUAAAGAGCUCAGAGAAUAUUCAGAUGGCUCCCCCGACCCUCAACGUGACCAAGGGCAGAGAUGGCUACAUCCUGCAAUGGAAAGAAGAAAAAAUGAGCUAUGAACACAUAACUUGUAUCUUCGAGGUCCAGUACAAGAAAGAUGCAGCCUCAUGGGAGGAGACCAAGGCAGAGAAAUUCCCGAACGCCCACACCAUGUCCCUGCCACCUCUGGAGCCCGCCACCAGGUACCAGGCCAGAGUGAGAGUCAAACCGGACCCCAGGGGCUACAACGGGAUCUGGAGCGAGUGGAGUGAGGAGAGCUUCUGGGACACUGAGUGGGUGCUGCCCAUGUGGGUCCUGGUGCUCAUCCUGGUCGUCACCACCCUAACCCUGCUUCCAGUCCUGCGCUUCUGUGGCGUCUAUGGGUACAGGCUGAACCGGAAGUGGGAGGAGAACAUCCCCAACCCCAGCAAGAGCCACCUGUUCCAGAAUGGGAGCACCGGGCUCCAUCUCCCAGACAGCAUGUCCAUCCUCAGCCGCGCGAGCCGCCCGCACAAGGGGCUGUGGGGCAGCAGCUGCCCUGAGCUGCAGGGGGUGUCCCCUGUAGACUACGGGCACAAUGAGGUGUCACCUCUCACCACAGAGGACCCUAAAGAUGCCUGUGACUCAUCCUCUGAGCCUGACACGACUCUGGAAGCCUCGGACCUCCCCAAGGAGCAGCCCCCCAGUGUCCCUCCAGGCCUGGCCGCCCCCUCAAGCAGACCCGACAGCCAGGCUUCUGGCUUUGACUUCAACGGCCCCUACCUGGGGCCGCCCCACAGCCGCUCCCUGCCUGACAUCGUGGGCCAGCAGGUGCCCCCCCAGACAGGUGUGAGCAGGAAGUUACAGCCCCCAGGGUCCCUGGAGUACCUGUGUCUGCCUGCAGGGGGGCAGGUGCAGCUGGUCCCGCUGGCCCAGGUGAUGGGGCAGGGCAAGGUCAGGGAUGCGGACACAAAGUCCAGCCAAGGGACUGAAGGGAGCCCUUCCUUGGAGUCAGAGACAGGCCCUGCACCUCCGGAGCCUGGGCUGAUGGUGGGUGGUCAGGGCCCGAAGGACAGGCCCCCCGUGGUCCUGCCCACUGGUUCUCGGGGUCCUGAGGAUGGCACUGUGGUCACUGGUUAUAUCACCACUGCAGAUCUGACAUUCACUCCACUCACAGGGGUCCUAUCUCCCUUCCAGGCCCCCCCUCUGAUUCUCCCCUCAGACCAGAACCCCAGCUUCUGCCCUGGACUGGCUGAUGGGCCCUCUAGACCCCUAGUCCCGCAGAAGCCAGAGUUCGAGGGCUAUGUGGAGCUCCCUCCAACUGCAGGCCAGUUUCCCCAGUCCCCUCUGGCCAGUCCUGUGCCUCCUGCAGCCAACAGUCCUCUUCUGAGCCCAGGGCCACCCCGGACAGAUGUGACCCCAGCUUCCCCAACCCCCGAGGGGCUCCUUGUCCUGCAGCAGGUGGGUGACUACUGCUUUCUCCCUGGCCCAGGGUCUGGCUCUCUCUCACCCCAGAGUAAGCCCACUUCUCCAGGACCCUGUCCUGAGAUCAGGGAACUCAACCAGGUGUUCCAGGCCAAGGAGCCCCCAUCUCAGGCCAUUCCCCAGGUGCGGGCCUUUCCCCAGGUGCCGGCCAUUCAGCUCUUCAAAGCCCUGAAGCAGCAGGAUUACUUGUCACUGCCCCCUUGGGACAUCAGCAGGCCUGGGGAGGUGCACUGAGACCCUGUAGCCCUUGAGGAAGGGGAAUAGAAGGAGAGGGUCUGUCUUUCCUCCCACCCUGCCUUUCCCUCCUGCCAGACCCUGGUCCCUUCCAUGGUCCUUUCCGCAAAGCCAAGGAGAAGCUUCGAUAUUGUAACAAAUAGAGACCAGAAAAAGAUGUCAACCAUCUACCUCCUCCCUUGACCUUCAUCAAGGUCAAGCUCCUCUGUCUCUCCCUCCUUCUCUGCCCGCCCCCUACAUACACAGACACACACACACACACACUGUUCUUUCAAAUUAACUUAUUUUAGGUUCUGAAUUAUUAGAGCUUUAUAUACAUACUCAUUUCAUUUGUCCCCAUCUUCUUUUUUACCCAGUUUCCCUGCUUUUGCUAUUGCCUUCUUUCUCUUUCCACUGAUUUAUCAUUACAGUGAGUUGAGGUCCAGGCUAAGCCUAUUCUGAGAUGCCACGUCUCAGAGCCUAUUCUGAUGUUGACACAUCUGGUUGUGUGGAGGACUUCUGUCUGUCCCCAACAGGCAUGAAUGCACAUGGUAAGAUUCCAGCCCGGAGGCAGGAGGCACGGGGUGGGCGCUUGGGGGUUUCAGGCUUGGAAGAGCAGCCCUGGACUCAGCAUCCUUUGGUCAGGUGCUGCAGGCCCAGACCUGGUAGCAAAGCACCAGCCUCCAUUGUCAGUCCAAGAAAUGGCAGUGGCAUGGGAAGCCCUGUGUUGAGCUCAUAGGAAGCCCUGCUAUUCUCACCAAGGUGACUGGGGAGCCUCGGGGAGCCUCAGGGACCCCAGGCCCUGCAUCUUGUAGAGGCCAUUGACCUGAGCAGUGGACAGUGCAGGCUCCUGGCUGAAGUGAUCUCCUUCCUACACCCAGGCUGGUAGGGCCUGGGGAAAUUCGGGAGGGGAGGGGAGUCCUGAACCCAUGUCAACCAUAGAUAAGUUGGAAAGAACUGCUCAACAAGGGAAAAAGGGAAAUAAUCCAAGGGCACAUACACUUGAGCUUGUAGUCCAAAUCUCCCAGACAUCCUCCCUCCAGAAAUACUUUACAACCCCCACCCCACCAGCAACAUAUAAGGGGCUUUUGGUCUAUGGCUUGGACUACACUGGGGACCAUGGUUCUCUCAAAUCUUUGCCUUUCUGAUAUACAAAAAAAAAAAAAAAAUGGCAUUAAAUUGUUUUAAUUUGCAUUAUUUAAGAACUAUCAUGUUUGCACAUAUUUUCAUAUUUCUUGGGCAUUUAUAUAUUUUUUUACUGAGUUAAGCCCAUUAAGGUCUUUGUUGUGUUGGGUGUCUACUUUUUUCUAAUUAAGCUUUAAAACCUAUUUAGCUCCAGCCUUUCACAGAUGGUGCAAAUUUGUUUUCCUCAUUUAUGCUUUGUCUUUUAAUUGUGCAUGUGAUGCUUUUGGGUUGUAUUCAAUGUAGACUUGUCUGGGUGGUCAAAUAGAUCUACAAGUGAACUCCAUGGCUCCACUUUGGGUGUCAAGUUGACAAAGGCCUUCCCCACUUCAAAAUUGUAUUUGUCCAAAGUUAUAUUUUUUCAGGUUCUUUUUGUGUUUCAAGCUUCUGAUGUGAAAUUAUAGUGAUUUGGCAAUGUAUACAUGUGAAAUGGAGAACUGGUUUUCUUUCCUCUCAAUGAGUCACCUGUGUGUUCUGGCAUCAUUGAUUGAAUUGCCCAUUCUUCAUCCAUGUAUCUGAAAUGCCACUUAUAUGAUCUAGAAAAUUCAUGUAUAUACUUAGUCAGUUGCUAAGCUUUCCUUUUUAGUACAUUGUCCUCUCCAUGGUGCCCCACAGUUUUGACUGUUCUAGCUUUAUAAUAUGUUUUAAUACGUGGGAGAGCAAAUGUUCUUGCUCCUUUUGUCCACAAAUCCCUGUUCAUUACAGCAUUAUUUGUGGUCGAAGAAAAUGAUAAACAAUUUAAAUCCUCACCAAUAGUGAGAUUAAUCACAACAUUUGAGUCCAUUUUAAAGUGGAAUCCUGUGUUCAAAAUGAAUGAGGCGUAGAGACACAGAUGUGGAGAACAAACGUAUGGACACCAAGGGGGGAAAGUGGGGAGGGGGCGGGGAAUGAAUUGGGAGAUUGGGAUUGCCAUAUAUACUUUACUAAUAAGAAAAAAAUAUCAAAUUGUACACUCUAAAUAUAUGCAGUUUAUUGUAUGUCAAUUAUAUCUCAAUAAAAGUCCUUAAAAAAAAAACCAAAAGACAAAAAAAUGAAAUGAAUGAGGCAGACCUACAUGCAUUAGAAAGAAGUCCACGAUAUGAAGUCCAAAGUGUUUGGACAUUGUUAACUGAAAAAA
Messenger RNA from Hippopotamus amphibius kiboko, 5294 nucleotides. Its product is annotated as cytokine receptor common subunit beta-like. The record is from RefSeq and is a predicted model, not a curated record. Gene Ontology annotation, molecular function: cytokine receptor activity; protein binding. The transcript is spliced from 14 exons. Gene Ontology annotation, biological process: cytokine-mediated signaling pathway; immunoglobulin mediated immune response. The coding region runs from base 308 to 3016 and encodes 902 amino acids. NCBI's taxonomy places the organism in Eukaryota, Metazoa, Chordata, Mammalia, Artiodactyla, Hippopotamidae. Gene Ontology annotation, cellular component: external side of plasma membrane; membrane.